ACUGACGUACUGCGCACAGCGUACCGCGCACAUCGCGCACACGGCUCUCGUCAGCCGCACGUUUAGUACGUUUUUAAAGGACGUCGCGCGGCGUACAAAUCUGCCGCGAAUUGUGAUCUACUGCUCUGUGUACCUUGAUUAUCCAUCUUCCCUGCGCCAGGUGUGCACGAGUUUAAGCUAUAAUACCUUCAGUUCAGUUUGCCGCAGUAUUGAUCGCAUCCCGGUCGCUUCUGCUAAUGUUUAUAAACAGCCGGCCGCAUCCAUACCAUCCCUCUUGUUUUUGAUACGUUCGACCGAUUGGAGAAGAGCCGCAGCACUGAUCCUGAAUGCGCCAACUGUACCGGCAUCUCAAAUAGGAAGUACAGCAAGUUGAUUCGUUUCGGUGGUGUACGCGAUGUUUGGAGUAAGUCCGUUGGCAUCGGACUCAAUGACAUGGAGACUGUAAAUUAGAUCUCACUAGACUGUUGAAAAGAUUAAGUGUUUGGGUGAAAAUAGUGUGAACAAUACAGUUUUGUUAUAACAUGGACGUAGAAACAUUAUUUAAAGAGUGGCCGUAAGAACUGUACGUUGCAGUUAUUUCCAUGUUGUAAGAGUGCUGUAGAUUGGCAGCCAUGCUGUCGUACAUGGUGCCCGUUGAGGAGAAACCGCCGCCGGCGCCCGUCAAGGGCCGCCUCGCGUUGGAGCUGGUCGGCAGUCCAGGCAGCCCUGAGUCCGCGGUCAGGAAGACCAGAAGCAACAUAUCCAAGGAGUCCUCGACGAGCUCGUUCGCGAGCGAUCUCACUAUAUCGUCGUCGACUCCGACCGGCGUCCUUGACAAGCCCAAACAUAAACUGCUGAGCAAUGGCAGUAAACACACGUCACUAAAAAGGGUAUCCUUUGGAAGCUCGAAAGGGUCGAUGGUUGAGACCCUUAUCUACGAGAGCCCCCUCCAAGAGGAACCAGAGCAGACCAGCCCACCACCGAAGGCGCAGGAGACGACCUUCAUCUACACGCCCGUCGAAGACGAGUCAGAGCGUUCGAAAGUGCGUGUGUCAUUUUACCAAGGAGCAAGACCGCAGUGUCUCUCCCCACCGCCCCAAGCGAAGGAUCCAGACUCUCACAUUCUCUACACAAGUCUACUAUCCACAAACUCCGACAUGGGUGAAUACACAGUCUACAAUAGACAAAUCAGCACUGAAAGCGGCUGGGACAAUCCCUUCCGUCCGGACGGUGACUUGAGCCGCGAAGCUGAUGAGAUUGUGUCCCUGAUCAAAGGUGGCAAGCCUAUCACACCCACGCCUGCUGCUGAACCUGAGUUGCCCGUUAGUGACGAGGAGGAAAAAGUGCAAGCAAAUAAUGUCGAUGCUAGUCCGCCUUCAUCUCCUCCAACGAAAGUGGCAAGUCCUGUGCAGCAACAGAGUCCAGUAAAAGCUAUGAACGGCACUAAGAAUGGUGCCGCGGUGGGGGAGCUUCGCCCCGGUCAAGUGGAGGUGCACUGCUCGCCGCCUCAGGAGCCUCUGCAGCCGGAACACGUCACCAUCAAGAAGAAGCCCAAGUGCAAGUGCUGCGUCCUCCAGUAACCUGGCCAACUUGUAACCUCGCACCGGUAACACGCAUUGCUUUAGACGUCUAGCAUAUAUCCCCCACUUUGGUGUUUACUCGGUGCUAUUUCAUUUUUCGAUUUCUCUUACUGCAACUUAUCGAAACAUAUAUCAGGAAAGCAUAUGUGUUCAUUGUACAAUUUAUAACAUAUUACAAAGUCUGGCCUCUACUUCUCGUAUACAUUGAUAUUUUUGUUAAUUAUUUCAUUAGUAAAUUUUGGGUAUGUAGCAGGUCGACAAAUAUUUACAAAUUCUAACAUUAUGUUAGUCGGAUGAUUAUUUACAGCCCUGAACUAUUCGUGUGGCGCAUUAUAAUUAUCUUCACUAAGUAUUCGCGGCCUAACACGUUAUUUACAUACAUAUUCCUAUUAUAGCUUGCAACAUUUCUUGGCACAGUUUGCUUAGAUUUUUUUUAUUAACAGUAAUAAGUAUAAAUUAAGAAUAUCUGUAUGGUCACAUAAUAUUGGACUACAUUGUCUUGGUUAAUUAUAAUAAAAAAAUGGAAAUUAAACCAUUGUCAAAUAUAAAACAAUGUUUUAACUUACAGUUGUCGAAUAUUAAGCUAUUGUAAAGCGGACUAACCGUAGGAGUAUGUAUGUAAACAAUGUAUGUGUCGUCUACAUCAAGUUUGUGAUAAAUUCAUAUAUUUUAGCUAGUUUCGCAAAGAAAGAGAGAAAUGAUGUUGCAAGUUAGAUCCUGAGGAGGGCAAGGUUCUUAAAAUGAAAGUUUCGGAAUGUUUAAAAAUCACUAGAGAAUCUCAAAUAUUGAAUUGAGACGAGAACUGGUAAAGUAAAACGAUGGAUAGAAACAAAAAUUCAUAUUAUAAAUCAUAUUUACAAUAAUUUUUAAAGUGAAUAUGCCAAUUCUACUCAUUUCGAAAUGAUUGCGACAUGUUAAAUUAUCUUAUUUUAUUAAAAAAAAACAACAUAAUAAUUUAUUUUAGAACUGUUGCUAAGUUGAAUCUGUGUUGAAUAAUGUUUAAAAAUAAUUUAAAUGUAUAUUUUUAUAUGUUUAUUUAUAAAACGAAAGUAUUAUAAUCUUGAAGGAUGAUUGAGCUAUAGUAUUGGAAAAAUAUUUAAAUGACUGAAAUAGAUGCUUAAACUGAAGUUGCUUUGUUGUGUUAUUUUAAUUACUGUAAAAUUCCACUGACUAGUAUAUUGUUGUCUCUGUUCUUUCAAAACAAAAUGACAAAGAUGACAAGUUUCUUAAACAUGCGCUUCAAGAAACUAGCGGAAAAAUUAGCUACCUUUUAAACCAUAUCAUGUUGACAUUACUGUGAAUAAAACACGUUAUUUGGGGUACAAUUAAAAUUCCAUUAAGUUAACAAUUAAGUUUCAUAAGUAGAUCUGCUAUUGACAAAUAUUUUAAUUCAAUUAAAUAUAUAGAUGGCUUAGAUUUUGACAUAUGAACCUAAAAUAAUUCUACGGCAGCUACGACUCACAAUUAUUCUGCAGUUAUCCUCUUAUCUUUGUUCAAUUAAUGGAUUCAUCUUGAAAGAAGUACCUAUAAAUAAAACGCAAGAUUUCAACAAAAAACGACGUCUUGCUAGUUUUAGAAUACCAGUUAUAUUCUCGCUAACAUUAGAAGGAGAGAGACCUAUGUAUAGCUUCAACGUGACUUCACGCUUGCGUCCAAUAGAAUGUACACAAUUUUUCUUUUAUAUAUGUGAUCAUUACCAUGGAUCUACGUUUUAUAUAUUGUAGCUUUUUUAUUGUUUUAGUAUGAGAUCCUCAUGUGUACUGUUUUGUCGCAAGUGAAGGAUAGGGUGCUUGAACGGGAUGGUGUAAAAAUUGUAAGACUUACAUUGUUGAGUACUAUAAAAACUACUCUAUUUUUAAAUACAUAAACGAUAAAGUACAUAAAUGUCGAAUUUUUAAAUAUGACUUAAAUUAUUUUUGAAAUUUUAAACGUGAUUUUUAUAGUAUUUAACAAUGUUAUAAUCUCGGGUAGCAAUAAAAUUAUGCAUUUGGCGAUUUACAGUAUGGAAACUUGUAGGCGAAAUAUAAAUUUAUUUCUGAAAAUGUUAAAGCAUGUUAACAAUAUCUAUUGACCAAUUCCCUGAUAUACACUGCUCAAAAUUUAUGUUUAUUGAUUUUUUUGAUUUAAUUACAGUUACGAUUCAAAAAAAGCUUUUGGCGAUCUUUAAAAUGUACAUUACUUUAAAAAAUUUAAAAGUUACUUCAACUAAUUGUUCUCACGAUUUGUUAAAUAAAAAAUUGUUUAACAAUAAAAUUAAUGUGCGUGUUUAUCAGGGUAUUGUUUUAUUUAAAAUCAAGAUUAUAAACUUUGACCAUCGUAUGAAAAAAAAAUGCAUAAAACAAACAGGUUUAGAUGUACCCCCUACAAAAGUAGCGAUAUUAAGUAGAUAGGUAAUUAGAAUGGUAUAGUUAGGUGAUCCAGAAUUAUUUUGUGUUUGUUAUUAAUGUUUAUGGAUAUUAAAUUAUUUUUUUUUGUUUUCGGUUUUUUAUAGUUUUCGAAUAUCAACUAAAAGGAAGACAGUACUGAAUGAAUGGAUGUUAUCGCAUUGAAGUUUCUUGCACAGUUACAAAUUAAUUUAUAUUUCAAAUGGCUUCGUUAGAUACAACUGGAAUUUACCAAUUGUUUUACACUUUAGAAUGUUAUAAGACAUUUUACUAACUUUAUAUCCAGUAAAAUUUAGCAACAGUUUAAAUAGAUAUUGCACUAGAUUUAGGCAAUUUGUGUAACUGUUUGACUGUUGUAAACAUUUGUAAUUCUAUUAUCAACUUGUUGCAAACAUACAAGUUUUCCUUUUCAAUAUCCCCAGCAAUUGACAAUCUUUUACAAACACUGAACAUUUGCUUAAAGCUUGUCUAUUCAUUUUUAUAUUUCAACAUGGUAUUAUACUUUCCCACCCUACCUUCAAUUCUAACUGUACAGUUAAAAGUGUAGUGGAUUUUAGAUAAAAUUACACUGUGCUAGUAAUAUAUUACAUAAUGACGCAAAAGUUUUUCAUUUAUAAAAAAAUCUGUCUGAAAAUUAACUGUUGUGUUACAUUGGGCACAAAAGUUGGAUCAUAUUGAAGAAUAACACAAAGCAUUUAUGUAUUUGCCAUUUUUUUUAAUAACGGUGCUUUGAAGUAGGUGAUUAUUUUAUUAUAAGACAUUAUUACUUUAUACAAGCUUUUUUAACAAUGUUACAGGUAAUGAACAUUUCAUCAGAGUUUUAAUUUUUCAUUUUAAUAUGUUAAAUAAUAUGAUCAUUUGAAGCUAACAAGCAGAAUCAUUGCAGUUGUAGAGGUAUCUCAAGGUUAGAUUGACACAUUCAAUGCCAGCGACUCACUUUCAUAUAUGAAUGUUGGCAGUGAAGGUGUUUACAUUGUAAUAAUUUUGUUGCCUUUGGCAAAGUAUUAAAACUAUAGCCGCCUUUUAUUUCAGCUUGGUGUAAACCAUAGGAUCCUCUCGAUGUUAGAUUUUAAGCCAAUAUUGUGAUCGUUUGUGCAUUGUUUAGUUUAUCAUGGCCGCUCUUAUUCUGUUGUUUCAAGUUGCCAUGUUUGUAUGUUCCUUAAUUAAGUUUUUUAUUUUCAAGUAAAAUCCUGUCAUUAAGGUUCUAUUCAUACAAUAUUAUUUAAAUCAAAUCAAUUGAAAAGGAAAAUAAUUUUCUCCUAUUGAAUUUUGUUAAAUGAG
Molecule: messenger RNA, 5224 nt
Organism: Papilio polytes (common Mormon)
Lineage: Eukaryota; Metazoa; Arthropoda; Insecta; Lepidoptera; Papilionidae
Exons: 7
Coding region: 612-1559 (315 amino acids)
Source: RefSeq, a predicted model, not a curated record